Messenger RNA from Periconia digitata, 329 nucleotides. NCBI's taxonomy places the organism in Eukaryota, Fungi, Ascomycota, Dothideomycetes, Pleosporales, Periconiaceae. The record is from the annotation of a GenBank genome assembly.
AUGGUAUAUACAUUAGUCUAUUUGAUUUCUCCCCUCCCCCUUUUUUUCAGGAGUUAUUGUGUACAUAUGCAUGCAGGUACAUAUGGUAAUUGGGCGUUGAGGAUGGAUUUCGUUGAGAGUGAGAAAAUGCAGACCCGCGUUAGUCUAUCUAAUAUUAUUAUUUUAUCCUCAUGUACAUGUGCAUGCAUGUACAUAUGGUAAUUGGGAAUCGAGACUGGGUUUCGUUGAGAGAGCGUGAAAUUGCAGACCCACGUUAGUCUAUCUGCUAUAUAUGAUUUCUUAAUUUUCGCAUGUACAUGUAUGCAUGUGCAGAUGGAGAAUCGGUAUUC